UAAGGUUAAUUCUUCUCUUCUUUCUUCUAUCCCUAACAAAUUAAUCCACAAAUCAAUAUAUCAAGCAAAACCCAUCAUCUUCCAUCUUCAUAUAGUUUUCCUUUAAAAGAUUUGUGUUGAUCAGAGAUUAAAGCGAAAAGGGUUGUUAUAUAACCAAACAUGGUGAAGGAAUCAAUGAGAAAGUGUUCGCAUUGCGGGCACAACGGGCAUAACUCUAGGACGUGCAACAGCAAUGGCCAUGGCCAUGGACAAAAUAAAGGGGUUUGCUUGAAGCUUUUCGGCGUAAACAUUAUGGAGAAAGAAGAUGAUGCGAUGAAGAAGAGUUACAGCAUGGGCAAUCUGCAGGCGGCAGGCAAUGCAGACCACAACAACAACGUUGUUACAAUUGAUCACGAUGCCGGCUAUCUCUCCGACGGCCUCAUUCACAACAAGAGACACAAAGCCGCCCAUGAGAGAAAAAAAGGGAGGCCGUGGACCGAGGAAGAGCACCGGGUGUUUCUAGCUGGUUUGAAGAAGCUUGGGAAAGGAGAUUGGAGAGGAAUAGCAAGAAAUUUUGUCACCACCAGAACCCCAACUCAGGUUGCUAGUCAUGCACAAAAAUAUUUCCUCAGGCAGGCUACAUAUGAUAAGAGAAAACGCAGAUCAAGCCUCUUUGACAUGCAAUUUAAAGAACUCUCUAUGGACCUGCAGGAUCAGGGUCAUCAAGAUUCUCCAAUUUCACCAACAAGAACAGCUACAGAAACUUCAUCAGAGGGUAGCAGCUCUAAAGUUCUGCCACAGAAGAUUAAUACAGCUAAUAGCUCACCACCAAAGGCAAGCGUUCCGUCUCAGAUUCUAAACCGAUUUCCACAUCUAUGUUUGGAUAGCCCCCCAGCUGCUCCAGUGUCUCCACCUUGCAAUGUUCCAAAUUACCCUGCCGUCCCAUACAUGAUGGGAAUUCCUGAAAAUGUCCCAUACGCCCCAAUGAUGCACUUUGCCAGACCAAGCUACCACUAUAUGAUCAAAACACAUGGUAACUUUGCUACUUGUGCACCUGUUAUUUCUCACCCUUCUGGAAUUCCAUCACCAAGGUCUCUUCCAAGCAGUCCAUCUAUGGCCGGUCGUAUCGGUAUGAGCUCACCGGCUGAAAAAGAUGCUCUAGAGCUUAAAAUUGGGCAGCCUCAACCUUCUCAAGGAGCCAAUUUGUCUUCCCCUACUUCUGGUGCCAUCAGAGUGACAUAGAAAAUGAUAUAUGUUACAGCUGAUUCUUUUUGCAAUUUUGAUUUUUCAAGCUGAGAGGUAGAAGUAUCACGAGAAUAAUCAAUUAAGUCGGUUCAUUUUCAUGGAAGAGGUGUACAAUUGUAUAAUGCGGAUGAAGUUUUCCAAGUGUCCCACAGUUUAUGGUAAAAUGAGAUAGAUAGCUUGAUUGAUGCAUUA
Prunus mume (Japanese apricot) is the source of this 1416-nucleotide messenger RNA. Its product is annotated as putative transcription factor At5g61620. Gene Ontology annotation, molecular function: zinc ion binding; DNA binding. NCBI's taxonomy places the organism in Eukaryota, Viridiplantae, Streptophyta, Magnoliopsida, Rosales, Rosaceae. Gene Ontology annotation, biological process: response to ethylene; response to gibberellin. The record is from RefSeq and is a predicted model, not a curated record.